AUGCUUCUUGCUCCAUACGCAUUGGAGGAGUGCUUGCUGCAGCUGCCACACUUGAAAGGAAAGCGUAGUAAUGUCAGGACUCUAAUUGAUCCAUCCGACCACCAGAAUGUACCUCGGGCAACCAAAUUAAUUAAGGCAGUCAUCUCUCUCAAGGACGAAGUCGAGCGAGACGAGCUUUCCCCUACACAAAUGAAAGAGCUCACUGGAUACAUCUUACUUGGAGAACUUUUUAACGCCCUCCUAGAUCCUUUCAUAAACCCUUCAACCUCAUUAUCUGAGCGUCUACAACUCCUUUCGACUUAUGCACACCUUGCAUUUGCACUGUUCAAAUUACAUGGGCCAUCCUUCAUGACUGGGCAGCUGUACAGUGACACACAAUCUCUGGUCAAAUGCUGUUAUUUCAUGGUCGCACAGCAGCAAAUUCUUGACGAUUCACAGCCGAUGUUUCUGCACUUGAUUGGAUCAGAUCGCUUAGAGGAACAGUUUUGCGAGCUACGGACAGAGACUCAUGAUCGCAACUGCGAUACUCUACAAGUCUGCGAGCGACUUUCUACAUCUGCUGAACGGGUAUCUGUUUACAGCCGACACCCUUCCUGGAGGAAAUCGUAUCGCAGGAUGUCCUAUACAGGCCGUGAAGAUGAGGUUGACCAUGUCAAUCCAACAUUUUUUACAGGCAAUUUAAUUGUAUGCAACGUUGAUCUCCAGGGCGUGUGGGACCUUGGCCGAUCCAAUGCA
This is a messenger RNA of Coniophora puteana RWD-64-598 SS2, 735 nucleotides long. RefSeq lists its product as uncharacterized. The annotation marks the transcript as partial. Lineage: Eukaryota; Fungi; Basidiomycota; Agaricomycetes; Boletales; Coniophoraceae. The record is from RefSeq and is a predicted model, not a curated record. The transcript has a single exon.